AUGUGGAUAUUAGCAUUUUUCGGUUAUUUGUCGCAAGUUAACGGAGACGUUAUUGUUAAUUUGGCAAAUGGCCAAGUGCGAGGCAUUCAAUCCGUUACAGAUACGUGCAACACAGAUGUUUGCAGCACGGAGCAUCCUUACUAUGCAUUCAAAGGGAUGCGCUAUGCCCAACCGCCCGAACGUUUUAAAAGGUCUGUUGCAGUGAAGCCAUGGACCGGAAUUUAUGAUGCAACAAGCGAUGGAGCAAGCUGCAUACAAGUACCCAGAAGCAAUCUGAAAGAAUCGGAAGAUUGUUUAUUCAUUAACGUCUAUACUCCAACGUUACCAUCUGAUUCGAAUAUAUCUUUAGCUGUUAUGGUCUGGAUAUACGGAGGAACGUUUAUUUUUGGAGACAGCAAUUACGCUACUUACGGUCCAGAUCAUUUUCUAUUGGAAAACGUAAUAAUAGUAUCAUUGAACUAUAGACUCGGAUUAUUUGGCUUCAUGAGCACCGGUAAUGAUUUGCUUCCGGGCAACGAUGGAAUCAAAGAUUUAGUUUUAGGAUUGCAAUGGAUUAAGGAAAACAUUCAUGCGUUCAAUGGUGAUCCGAAUAACAUCUUAUUAUUUGGUGAAAGUGCUGGGGCGGCUUUAAUUUCAUAUUUAAUACAAUCUCCACUUACAAGAAAUUUAGGUCUAGAGAAGGUUGCACAUGGAGGAGAGUUGAACUAUUUUUGGAAAAAUUCAUUCACAACAUCUACGAAAUUUUCGUCAAAUGAUUUAUUAACAAGGCGUAGAUUGAUAAGACUUUGGACAAACUUUGCUAAAUAUGGUAACCCGACUCCUGUUUUGGACACAAUUUUGCAAAAUAUUACUUGGCCAACAGCGUCUCUAGGAAGAACCAAUAUAAACUGCGACCCAAGCCACACAAAAACUGAUACGAAAGGACGUUGGUUCAAUUCCGAAAAACCAACAAAAAAUUGUGGUAGCUGUUAA
Molecule: messenger RNA, 972 nt
Organism: Nicrophorus vespilloides
Lineage: Eukaryota; Metazoa; Arthropoda; Insecta; Coleoptera; Silphidae
Product: esterase FE4-like
Exons: 8
Coding region: 1-972 (323 amino acids)
Source: RefSeq, a predicted model, not a curated record